AGAGGAGAAGGCGGGAGUUAUUGAAACAAUGAAGUGACUGAGCAGGAAGGAUCGGAUUAAUUCCUGCCCGGCCGAAUUCUAAAGGGAUUAAUGACAGCAAUCAAGGGUUCCUGUCACGUACACAGAUUUCAGAUAUGCCUUGGGGUGUCAGAGGUGGAGGUAAGGAUGGGUGGUGAUGGGCUCAGCAGGGCGCCUUCCUGAGGUGUCCUGGGUUUCCUUUUGGAGGAGAUAUGACAAUGUUUGCCUUGAGGGCGAAUCACCUUUAGGUCCAAAUACUCCGAAUUCGGCGACUCAAGCCCUAUAUUGUCCAUGCAAUCUGAAUCUGAUUAGGUUAAGCGGCAGCGGAUUAACCUUUUGUUUUUGGGAAGGUAAGCCUGGGUCAUAGAAAAUGGGGCAGGUCCUGGGGUUCAAGUUGAGUUCGAAAUAUUCCCUAUCUUAUUUCAUGACUUGGCAAUUAUAUGAAAUAAAAUGAAAAAUAAAAUAAAGUUGGAAUAUAAACCCAGCUGGGAAAAAUACAUAUUUUCCGGGGAUCCCAAAGAGUACAAAUACAUAUAGGCAGAUAGAUAGAUUUCAAGGAAGUAAGGGAGAAUCCAUAGAGGUGGGUUACAUUGCAUGAAGGGGAAUCAUGAAUGAUAUAAACAAUUUGAAAACAUUUGAUAAGAACGAAGUUCACAACAUCUGGGGAACCCAAUAUGGAAAUUCAUAAAAGUGGAGUUUUAGCAGCAUGAUCUCACAAUUCAUGAAGUUAGCCCAACGAUUAGAAAUUCAUACAACAGUGAUUCAUGAGGGUGUCCAGGUACAUAGAAUAUGAAAAUUCACGGAUACAUGAGGAAAAGAGUUCAUCUGUGGUGGAAGGAAUUCAUAGAGAUGGCAUGGGGAAGGGGCACAUGUGGGUUGCAGUCUUUGGAAGUAUAAGAUUUCAUAAGUCCAGGGAUAGGUCUGGGGAAGAGUGUUCUUCUCCUUCAUAAAAUUAUGAAGGUAUGAAUGAAACGUGGAGGGCGCCCGUCCAGGCACCCUCCUGGCAGGCUGUAGAGAGGGCGAAGGUCCUUGGAGAACUAUGUCUCCCCAGUGGGAGAGCGAUCCCCCCAUCCCCAGUUCACAGAAAGGGACCAGGGAUCUCCUAAAACCAUCCCGCGGGUCGCGGAGAGAGGAAAGUCCGGGAUAAGGCUGGAAGAGAGCAGUCUGGCUUGAAAGGAGCAGCCGGCUCCGUUUGACAGUCAGCUGAUGAGGUGCCGAGAACUGGACCGAUUGUGGUUCCGUUGGUGGUCCUUGAGUCAGGAGCCUUAAAAAGGAUUAGGACUAAAAGAAGAGCGUGCUAGGGGUAAUUUUGAUAAAGAUAUGAGCCAAUUUGUAUCGUCCGCGGUAUUAACCUAUGGCGGGGAAGCCUCCGCCAGGGUUUAAAGAUCAGACGGGUUAGUGAGAGAGAGAGAGGGAGAAAUUGCAUGCAAAGGAAGGAGUCAGAGAAAGACACAAAAUAACCAGAUAGAGAGUGUUACUGUUAAAAUAAAUGCUACUUUUAUUGGGGGGUUUGUUACAUAGUUCAGGGAAGGGGAAAGUGAGAAAAAAAGAUCUUUUAAUAAUAGUCUGCUGCGGUCCCGCUCCGUUCCUUUUGGUGAUGGAUCUGCGGAACUCUCCGCUGUGGGUUCAAAUCAAUUUGAAAGCCGGGGUGACGGUCAUCAGAACCACUGCUCCAGAUCAAAUUUGUCAAGGCUUUAACAUGCCAAGUGACUCUUGGUAGUUUUAUUGGUUGUUGUUAUUGUCUUGGUUCUACCCAGAAAUAGCCCAGCUCAGGUUGUCUGGAGUCUGAGGCCAAAAAGAGCCUUCCAACAUGCUUCUCUGCCCUUUGUUUAUUUGUGUGCCUGCAUGGAAAACGCUGCCACUUUCCCCUUUAAGUGAAGUUUUCUUCUUUGUCUGGUAGCUAUUUUAGUACAAGCCCAAACAUGUACGUGGUCUGUGCAAACCUCCAAAUGGAGUCAGACCUGGCCCCACUCUCUUAUCUGCUGGGCAGGAAAAGGCUCAACUGCUUUCCUGCUUCUUGAUCAGGCAGUGACUUGUUGUGCAAUAUCUGAGGAGUGUGGACCAUUCUAACUUGCCUGGAGUGAAUGAGGAAGGGGUAUUCUGAUCACCUGCAUCACCUUUACUGUGAGCAUCAUGGCCAUAGUGCAAACCCUACCUGUCUCUAUUGAGUCUGCCUCGGAAGGGGCUGCCCAGCUCCACAACAGUGCCUGCCCCUCUCCUAUAGCCAUGGGCAGCGUGAGCAGCCUCAUCUCAGGCCGGCCUUGCCACAAGGCCACACCGGAGUUUGGCCCUUUCCGUCUGCCUGGUGGUGCUGGUUCUCAAGAGCCGUUGUGCCAUGGACUUCCCACCAAGAAGAACAGCUUCGCUUAUGCUAGUGAAGAGGAUUGGGCUGAAGUCGUGUCUCCAAUCAGCCCCUGCAGUGAUGCAGAUGAGCUGCAGGAUGAGAAGCCCCGGGUUGGCACUAUUCGUGGACCACCGCCCAAGUUGGUGCCUGUCUCAGGGAAGCUUGAGAAGAACAUAGAGAAGACACUGAUCCGCCCAACAGCUUUCAAACCAGUCAUGCCCAAGAACCGCAAUCCCCCACUGCAGGGACACCUGGCACUGCGUCCUGGUGGUACUGCGGUGUUAUCUGAGAGUCAAGCUAGUUUUGCCCAGCUGUUUGGUGGCACCCAUGUGGGUAAUACAGAGAAGCACAGCUCCCUAAGCUGCCGUACCAGCUCCCACUCAGGAACCAUGUCAGAUUCUGGGCGCAACUCCCUCUCUAGCCUCCCCACAUACAGCACGGGGUGCAGUCAGCAAAUGGAACCAGUCAGCAUCUCCAUGGGCCACAUCAAUCUCGACAGCCAUGGCAGCAGCAGUUCCCGGGGUCUCACAGGUCCUUCAAACUCCGACAGUGGGCGAUCAUCCUCGAGCAAAAGUACAGGCUCCCUGAAUGGCCGUGGACAUCAUUCCUCUGAUAGUGGCUCCUGUGGUGGGCACUCACCCGUGCAUGGCAGUGGUGUUGAUGAAGCCCUGCUUGUUCAUGAGCUGGAGGAGAAGCUACGAGAACGUGAGGCUGAGUUGCAGCAUCUAAGAGAGAGCUUGGAUGAGAAUGAGGUGGCCAUAUGCCAGGUAUAUGAGGAAAAGCAGAGGCGUUGCGAGGAGGAGAUGGAGGGACUGCGACAGGGCUACACGGCCAAGCUCCAGCAGUCUGCUCAGAAAGCCCAGCGCAGCCAGCAAGUGCUGCAGCUCCAAAUCUUCCAACUGCAGCAGGAGAAGAAGAAACUCCAGGAGGAUUUCUCCCAGUUGUUGGCUGAACGUGAGCUACUGGAAAAACGCUGUGCCUCAUUUGAGCGGGAGCACACAGAGUUGGGCCCCCGCUUAGAAGAGACCAAAUGGGAGGUGUGCCAGAAAUCAGGUGAGAUCUCACUACUGAAACAACAGCUGAAGGAGUCCCAGUCAGAAGUGGCUCAGCGAAGCAAUGAAUUGAUACUCCUGAGAGCCCAGUUAAGGGAGGCACGGGCUGAGCUGCAGGCUAGCGAAGACCAGGCUCUAGGCUUGCAGGAAAUGGCCCGAACCAAGGCCUUAGAGCUUGAAGUGUGUGCCAAUGAGCUGGCCAGGCGCAAGAGCGAGGCCGAGCUGCUGCGCGAGAAGGUGGGGCGUUUGGAGCGCGAAUUUGAAGGACUGCGUAGCGCAAGCAGGGAUCUCUGCCCACUGCUGUCCGAGUGUGAUGAGGCGAAAGCCCAGCGACAGGCUGCGGAUACCUUGCAGGGAUUGCGUGCCCAGGCAGAGCGGCUGCGGGCAGAGCUGCUGUGUGAGCGGCGUCGUGGUGAGGAGCAACGGGAAGCUUUCCAGGCCGAGCGCAUCACCUGGCAGAGUGAAAAGGACAGAGUCAUCCGCUACCAGAAGCAGCUGCAACAUAACUAUAUCCAGAUGUAUCGGCACAAUCGUGACUUGGAGUGUCAGCUGCGGCACCUCAGCCUUGAACUCGAGGCCCGGGACCUGGAUGAAUACGAGAUGCAUGGGGGUGAAGGCAUCUGCUUUGAGGAGAUAGCUGCCACUGAGAUCUGAAUGUGCCUGGUGGAAGCCUGAGUGAAUGGGACCAACUCUGCCACAAAAGAAAUGUCACAAGGGGUUGGAGGGCACUCACUUGGGACUCCAUUUGACUGGAGAGGAUGAGUGAGUCCAGGACAGUGGUGGAGGAAGCUGCCUUGUGGGGAGGACAGCCAUGAAUCCCAGUGGGUAGUCCUUGUUCUCUUCCUUCACAUGAUUGGGGGAUCCAACAUGCGGCUUUCCCACCCAUUCACCCACCAGCUCAACAGAUGUCACUGCCAUUGAGGUUAGAUUAGGGUCUGAAGGUAGGCAGCUGGAGAUGUUCUUCAGGGCAGGGGACUAAUGGAUUUCCACCUGUGCUUUUCAGACCUGCCUUGGAGAAAGAAGGGAUCCUAACCUAUCCUAAAUCCUUCCUUCAGAAAAUAAGUGGGAGUGGCUUCUCUAUUAUCACCUUUGCUCUGGGUGCUUGGGACAUUUUGUCCUCAUAAAGGUCCCAGUGCCUUCCAAGUCCCAACACUAUUCAGACUCCUGCAAUAUGCUAUUGUUUGAAAGAAAUAGGUACUGAUUUUUCCCUCUCUCCCAAUUUUUCAGAACUGGGGAUGAGGCUGAAGCAUUGGGAUUGGAAAAGGUGGGUGCGAGCUUGGAAAACUACUUUUUGAGCUGCAAUUUUAUUGCCAUUGUGAGCAGGCUAAUGUGAAGAUUCUGGUUGUUGUAUUUCAAGAGAGUAAAGCUUCCAAAGAAAAAUCUGUCUAGUGGUGGUGGCAGGAGGGCAGAGUUUUCUUAGCAUUGUCUUCCUCCACUCCUUUGGCGACAUGACCCGAUUGGCCCUCAGCCACUAUUAGCUGGAAAUUAAGCUGAGUUGGCUAUGUUAGUAGCCAAUUAGUUGCUGAUCCACUUAGUGGAUGGGAGGGAAUUAGCAUUACCUGUUUUUAGGCAGUCUGGAGAAGCUUUUUUAAAAAAAUACACACACCAAAAGCAGCCAUGAUUCUCUUCUCUGACCUAUGACCCAUUCCUGAGCAGUGUGUACACUUUUUUUUUUUAAAGCAUGCACACAUCCAGAAAUUUGUGCCAAGGAAAGCUAAAUUCUGUAGACCUUCUAGGUUGGGCAGAUAAAAUAAAUUUGCACAUAUUUACUCUCUGCAUACUUCAUACUGGUGUGUAAGGGCAAGGCAAAGCCUUUGCAAAGCUGUGAUUAUCCACUCCCCCGAUCCUGCCUCUUACUUGCCCCUUGGAGGAUCUGCCCAGGUCUCUCUGACAUGGCUUGAGAUUAUUUUUGUAGCAGAGAAAGAAUGAGAAAUAGUAGUGACUAGUAUAAAGACCAAAAUUGAUUCUCAGGAUGCUGAAUGAUGGUCCCAAAUUCUAUUUUUUUUCUGUGCUUGUUUUGAAUUACAGAAUGCCCCAACCCUGAUUCUGUCUGACCCAAAGCAAUGUGGAAGAGCUGUGUAGAUACAUCUAGACCAGUGGUUCUCAACCUGUGGGUCCCCAGGUGUUUUGGCCUACAAGUCCCAGAAAUCCCAGCCAGUUUACCAGUUGUUAGGAUUUCUGGGAGUUAAAGGCCAAAACAUCUGGGGACCCACAGGUUGAGAAUCACUGAUCUAGGGUAUAUUUCCCCAAACUCGUGUCCUCCAGAUGUUUUGGACUAUCUCUUUUAUUAUCCUUCAACCAGGAUAGUCAUUGGCUAUGUUGACUGGAGAUGGUGCGAGUUGUAUUAGCCAUUUGGAAAAUUGCAGGAGCCUUUUUCAAAUGCAAACCUGAUGAACCCCUAUGCCAGAAGCUUUAGUUCUUCUAAGUAGCCUAAGUGUUAAUUACAUAGAAACAAGACCCAUUAGGCUCCAAGGAAUUGCUUCUAAGUAGACAUCCAUAGGAACGCAUUGUGAAAAGUCUGGGCCGCAGGGUGCACUCUAACCUGUACUUGUGCAGCUAGCUCAAGACAUUCCCCUAGUGACAGCUACUUCCAUGAUAGAAUCUUUGUAGACUUGGGGCACAUAUUUACUCCACUGUGCUCCUUUCCAUGACAGAGCAUUAGAACUUCACUGGUGUGGGUGCGCAUUUGUGUGUGCAAGGAUAGGGACUUCUGUUUCCUUAAGGCUGGAGAUGUCAUUGACCUAUGGACAUUGUCAGGGUCUGCCCAUUCUAUAGGUGGGGCUAAUAAGUGUUAUAGACCAAAGCAUCUCCGGCUGUGGUCUUAGAGGUCUCUGAUUCACCAUUUGAAGCUCUGAACUACUUGCUAGCCCCCAACCUCCCCCCACCCCCUCCAAUCCUUGCUACAAGGGGAUCUGAAAGGUCUUCCACAUUCCCUUAUUGGCAUUGGCUACUCCUGGUUGGGAUCCCUACUGAAUUGAGAGUGCCUUUCCCUUGGCCUGGAGAAAGCCUGGGCUUCUCUGUUUCCUCUGCCAUUGUGUGCCCAUCCAUAUCCUGCAGGCCUAAUACAGCCAGAGUUGGGACUACCUGCAGCACCUUUGUCACAGUUUUCCUGUUGCUUUCUGGAAGAGAACCCAUCUGGUUGUGUGUGUUGACUUCCUUUCUUCAUGAGGCUCCAUUUAUUGCUUUCAGAAGUACUUUUUUACGUGUCCGAGUUCCCCUUGAUCCCAUAGACUACUUAUAAAUUUGUGAUUUUAUUGCAGCUCUUCAGAAUAUAGAUGUUUCUGUAUUCAACCCAGCAGACCUUUUGGAGGGCCUACUGUUCAGCUGUACUACAAUUGACUUGAGGACAAAUGGAGGUUGGAAACUUUUUGCAGUUUUUAGAAUUCCCCAGUUGGUUGUGAGCUUCUGGAAGUGGGAGCCUGGAAAGAUAACUUUCCCUUGGGAAGAUAACCUUCCCAAGCUCUGUGAUAGAGUUGCUCCACCUGGUACAUUUUCAACAAACUUUCCGUUCUUGAUUUACUAACCCGUUUUGAAAGUGGAAGUAAUCUAGUAUGUGACUGGUCUAUCUCAGUUGCUUAUCCUUUGCCCUCGCUUUUAAGAGGUGAGCGAAUUUUCCACAGAUGGACUCCAUUCCUGAAAGCAGCUCUUCCAUUGCUGGAAAAUGGUGCCAACCCAGAUUUUUUUCUGAGAUUUUUAAGAAAUUACUAUUUGGGCUACAACUUCCAGAAUCCCUUAAACAGUGGUUGUGCUGGUGCUGGGAUUCUAGAAGGUACUUUUUCCAAGUUACCUUAAAGUCCUUUCAAGCUAUACUUUCCUUUUGAAAGGUACAGAAAGAGUGACAAAUAUUUUCACACCUUUGUUGUUGAGGUUCUUGUGUUUACACUAGUGAAGCAAAAUUUCGACUUUCCUUCUAAUAUUUUGGCAUGUGGAAAAGUCACUUUUCAGAGGAACUUGAUGGAGAGGGGUGAAUGAAGCAGGCAAAUAUCCUCAAAGGAGGGAAGGUCUCUGCUGGACAGAUAAGGGCCUUCUCUUCUGGCAUGUAUUUUUUAUUGCUAUGACACUGAAGGCAGAGCUAGCUUGGAUCAGGUGUAGUUGAACAAUGAGGAUUCGAAUAAAUUGAGUUUUGGGUCCAACCAAUGUGAGAAUAGUCAAAUUGCUAAGCAAAUGUAGCCUAGAUCUCCACACUGUCUUGCCUUGCACUGAUACCACUAAUCUGCUUCCUCUUGUUAAAAUGUGUUAUGCCCUGGCUGGUGUCAUUAGCACAUGUUGCAAUGCUUGUGUAAACUGAUCAGGGAUGUUUCUAGGAUGGCUCUUGCCAGGCUGCAGCCAAAGCUCAGUUGAGGUUCAGUAUCCCAGUUUAAGCCACUCUGGGAAUGACUGUACCAUUGCUAGACUUAGGACAACAUGCUCAUUUCCCAGACCUUGUUUAACCUUAGCUUCAGUUCCACCUGUUCUUUUGCAUGCAAAAUAGAUUACACUCAAGAUUUUGGGAAGGUUGCAUUUCAACUCUGGAUUACUGGCAGGGGGAGUUUAAUAAGCUUCCAUUCUCACAUGGAAGACUGUGUACUUCAAAAGAGGACGCACCUCAAGUGAACCCUCUUCUGCUGCCUAGUCCUUCUUGUCUAAUUGCCAUAGCUUUGGGAUGUGUAGGUAGGGAGGGUUGGUAAGGAGGACACACAUCACUAGACCAAAGGAAAAAACCUGGUGCAUGUCAUUUCUGUAAUUGUUGCUAACCUGGCCCUUUUCUCUAUAUCUCUCCUCUUCCACUCCUUUAGCACCAGUUUUGUGUUUUUUAAUUUUUUUUUACUUUAUUUCUGAAAUUGUAUAUUUUCCAAGUUGUGUAAAUUUCUUGUACAAACCAAAAGAAAAGUGUGAAUUAAAAAAAGGCAGAAGAAGA
Anolis carolinensis (green anole) is the source of this 8311-nucleotide messenger RNA. It is a transcript of the gene lzts2, whose product is annotated as leucine zipper tumor suppressor 2. The record is from RefSeq and is a predicted model, not a curated record. The coding region runs from base 2152 to 4068 and encodes 638 amino acids. Gene Ontology annotation, biological process: negative regulation of canonical Wnt signaling pathway; cell division. Lineage: Eukaryota; Metazoa; Chordata; Lepidosauria; Squamata; Anolidae. The transcript has 6 exons.